GCUGAAAUUAAAAAAAAAUUAAUGAAAAAAAUGUUAGAAAGCUUUUGAACCCUGGGUGAAAAUGGCUUCAACACCGCCUCAAACUGAAAAACCAUUUCAUUAUACUUAUUUGAAAGAAUUUCGGGUUAACCAAUGCCCGUUAUUCCUUCAACACAAGUGCACACAGCACCGACCAUUUACGUGUUUUAAUUGGCAUUUUUCUAAUCAAAGACGAAGAAGGCCAAUAAAAAGGAGAGAUGGGUUGUUCAAUUAUAGUGCUGAUGUUUACUGCAGUAAAUAUGAUGAAACAACAGGAAUAUGUCCAAAUGGAGAUGACUGCUUGUAUAUACACAGAAAUACUGGAGACACUGAAAGGCGUUACCACUUGCGUUAUUAUAAAACUGGUACCUGCAUUCAUGAAACUGACUCUAGAGGAAAUUGUGUGAAAAAUGGGCCGCAUUGUGCAUUUGCCCAUGGUGCUCAAGACCUCAGGCCACCUGUGUAUGAUGUUCGUGAACAGAGCAUGGAACAAAAUCAGAUGCACUCUUUGUCAGAACAGAUGAAUCAUGAUUCUGUGAACCUUGCUGAGAAAAUUGUGAAUGAAGAUCCAAAAUGGCAGGAUGCUAACUUUGUUUUGGCUAACUACAAGACAGAGCUGUGCAAAAGACCACCAAGGUUGUGUAGACAAGGUUAUGCUUGCCCACAGUAUCAUAAUGCAAAAGAUAGAAGAAGAAACCCAAAGAAAUAUAAAUACAGAUCAAGUCCUUGCCCUAAUGUAAAACAAGGUGAUGAUUGGAAAGAUCCUUCGUGUUGUGAAAAAGGGGAUAGCUGUCUUUUCUGCCACACGCGCACAGAGCAACAGUUCCACCCUGAGAUAUACAAGAGUACUAAAUGUCAUGAUAUGACACAGACUGGCUACUGUCCACGGGGACCCUUUUGUGCAUUUGCUCAUGUGGAACAAGAGAUUCGAAUUAUAGAAGGCUCUCCUACAAUGGUUAGUGAUAUUGUGCAGAAUGAAGUUAAAGAAAUACAACUUGCGUAUGGAAAUGAACUUACACUAAGCGAUAAAAACCAAAAUACUCCCAAUCUUGGCUGGCCAUUUAAUCCUGAGGUGGGUGAUGGUAAUAUCACACUUUCAAAUCAAUUGAUUAACAAUGAGCAUCUUAUGAGUAAGAGUUUUCCUUCUUGUCCAUCUCCCAUUUCUAAACCACGGACUGCUUCUCUAAGCAGUAACAAGGAUGCAAUGAAUUAUCCAUAUUCGAAAGCACCAGGGUCUGAGCGUAGUGCUGGUGACAAUAUGAAUAAUACUGGUUUUGGGGCAUCUGGGCCCACUGUAUCAUGGCCAGGCAUAGGAAGUGGUAACCAACGUUCAGCUUUAGUUGGAAGCUAUUCCAGCACGAAUUCAUCUCCUCCACACAAUUUCCCACGACCAUUUAAUGUGCUUAACACCGAAGCAGCCCCAUUUUACCCACCAGAUGAGACUGUGGAUUCUGUUGUUGGAAAUGCAUUGGAAGAUCUGGAUAUUUUUGGGAAUAAAGUUCAAGAACCAGGAGGAAACAAUGGCAGCAAUUUGAAAAUGUGGACAAGACAAGUUGCGUCAUCAAACAGUGUCCAAUCGUCAUUGCUUCAAAUGUCAGACCCUGUGAAUAUUCCACAGGAUACUAUGAUGAGAAGUAACUUUCCAAAUGGAAUGCGAGGUUCUUUAUCAUCAGUUUCACCGCUUCCUAAACUAGUUCCAGGCAUGGAGUUUCCAAGUUCAGAUCCACUGUUAGCUCCACAGAUGUCUGGGCGCUUCCCAAUGGGUGCUAAUUCUCGUUAUCAAAUGCAAGGCAAUCAGUCUAUGCCUAGUAUGAGCUCAUCUCUGGGCAGUGGUAUGGUGCCUGCAGUUGAAUUUGAGCGCAUGCAAGAGAAGUGUAAGCAGUGGGAACGGUCAUGGAACCAAGCAAAAGCGGCAUGUGAUGCUUGGAAACGAGAAGCAACUGACGCCAAUGAGAGAGCAAAGUCAGCAGAAGAACAUGGAAAACAAGCUCAGGAAAGAGUCAGUGCACUUGAAAACCAUUUAAAAUCUUUUCUGGAGCAAAAAAAUGAAAAUUCACAGGCGCCGUGUAAAUUUCUGCACCAGCACUAUGAACGAAAUGAUUUAAAACCGUUUAACGUUGCUAAUUUAAAACAACUACAGGUGAAAUAUAAAGAAGAUCUUGAACUUAUACAAAAGCAUAUUUGGGAAUUACUGUGCCCCCCACAAACAUAAAUCCACAAAAAGACUUAAAAGAACAUCUAUUUCAAAAUUGUUGUUUUCAGCAUACAUUUUGUUGCGUUCAGCGGGUGUAAAACUGAUGUAUUUACCAAAUUCUGUAAAUAAUGUGCUAAAAGAAAAACCAGUAAAUAUCCCAAACGUUUUGUACGACAUCUUCGAAAUUUUAUCUGUAAAGUAUAUCUGUUUUAAAAUAUUACCAAUUUUUUAAUUUUGGAUCUUAAAACUCAUUUCAACUUUUACAAAAUGAAAUCAAAUUUACUGCGUGUCUGUAAAUGUUGUUAGAUAUUAAUGUUUCUUAUGGGAAUUACACAUUUUGGAAGUUGUGCAUUGUAUUACAGUCCUGUUGUCUGAAUUGUCACUAUUUCAUACAAACAAACCAGAUAAUUUACCGUCCUGUAACAAUUUACCCUUUUUUCUUGGUAACCUAAUCUAAAUACUUUAUUUUUUAAAUGAACUUUCGUCUGUUUACUAAAGCCUGGUGUUUUAUUUCCCAAUGUUAAAGUUUUUGCCGUUUUUCUCGUGCGGAACAUAAGAGUUUGAUAUUUUUAUACUGAGACCUUGUUUUACCGUUUUAUUGCUUUCAGUAAGUGUUUUGUAGGCUAACAUCGAACAGGCAAUUCGUUACUUAACGAUUUUAUCCAAUUCAAAGUGAUUUGCCUCUCUUAUCGCGCGUAUUUUAAGUUUCAUUGUAGCUUCUUAUGUUUACGUGUUCCAAUUUUGAACUGGUUGGCUGUCAAGCAGCCGAUCCUAAUGUGUGUAGUUGGUCGCGAAACAAACGUAAUUCCUUUGUGUGCCUAAUUCAGUCUAAUUAAGUAACUUGUGUGGGACGUAU
This is a messenger RNA of Ciona intestinalis (vase tunicate), 3068 nucleotides long. NCBI's taxonomy places the organism in Eukaryota, Metazoa, Chordata, Ascidiacea, Phlebobranchia, Cionidae. The record is from RefSeq.